Molecule: messenger RNA, 2971 nt
Organism: Saimiri boliviensis boliviensis (Bolivian squirrel monkey)
Lineage: Eukaryota; Metazoa; Chordata; Mammalia; Primates; Cebidae
Gene: CSRNP3
Product: cysteine and serine rich nuclear protein 3
Biological process (GO): regulation of transcription by RNA polymerase II
Cellular component (GO): nucleus
Molecular function (GO): DNA-binding transcription factor activity, RNA polymerase II-specific; sequence-specific DNA binding
Source: RefSeq, a predicted model, not a curated record
CUCAGUGAGGCUGAUGCCGUGCAGCAAGCAGUAGGUAAUGAGUCUUUGUGCAGAGUGAAGCUCUUGUCGCUGAACAAUAAAGCAUAUGGUACAAGCAAUAAAACACAGGGCUGGGAAAUUUAAGAAGAUUCCUCUGAACCAGGAAGAACUGUGUCUUCGGUGAUGCUGACACAUAUUAUAAAAUGAUAAUUUAUUUUGGAUCCUAAUGAAUAAAGAGUGCAAGGACUAAGACUACAGCUAUUUGAACAGGUACAUGUGACAGCGCUGCAGCUAUGAGUGGAAUUUUAAAGAGGAAGUUUGAAGAAGUUGACGGCUCCUCACCCUGCUCCUCUGUGAGGGAAUCAGAUGAUGAAGUUUCCAGCAGCGAAAGUGCUGACAGUGGGGACAGUGUCAAUCCAUCCACUUCUAGUCAUUUUACCCCUUCCUCUAUUCUCAAAAGAGAGAAGCGGCUGAGGACAAAGAAUGUACAUUUUAGUUGUGUCACCGUGUACUACUUCACCAGGAGACAAGGCUUCACAAGUGUGCCCAGUCAAGGGGGCAGCACCCUGGGGAUGUCCAGCCGCCAUAACAGCGUGCGCCAGUACACCCUUGGCGAGUUUGCAAGGGAGCAGGAAAGGCUCCACCGGGAGAUGUUGAGAGAACACCUCAGGGAGGAAAAGCUGAACUCCUUAAAACUAAAGAUGACUAAGAAUGGCACAGUGGAAUCAGAAGAAGCCAGCACCCUUACACUGGAUGACAUUUCUGAUGAUGACAUUGACCUAGACAACACAGAGGUAGAUGAGUACUUCUUCCUACAACCUUUGCCAACAAAGAAACGAAGAGCUCUGCUGCGUGCCUCUGGAGUGAAAAAGAUUGACGUGGAAGAAAAGCAUGAGCUGCGAGCCAUCCGCCUCUCGCGAGAGGACUGUGGCUGUGACUGCCGAGUGUUCUGUGAUCCAGACACAUGCACUUGCAGCCUGGCUGGCAUUAAGUGCCAGGUGGAUCGUAUGUCUUUCCCAUGUGGCUGCACUAAAGAAGGAUGUAGUAACACAGCAGGUAGAAUUGAAUUUAAUCCCAUCCGUGUUCGGACUCACUUCUUGCACACAAUAAUGAAACUUGAACUGGAGAAAAACCGAGAGCAGCAAAUCCCCACACUGAAUGGCUGCCACAGUGAGAUAAGUGCUCACAGUAGUUCCAUGGGCCCUGUCGCUCACUCGGUAGAAUAUUCAAUCGCAGACAGUUUUGAGAUUGAAACUGAACCCCAGGCUGCAGUGCUGCACCUGCAGUCGGCUGAAGAAUUAGAUUGCCAAGGAGAGGAGGAGGAAGAGGAGGAGGAUGGGAGCAGCUUUUGCAGCGGAGUCACAGAUUCUAGCACACAAAGCUUGGCACCUAGUGAGUCAGAUGAGGAGGAGGAGGAAGAAGAAGAGGAAGAGGAGGAGGAGGAUGACGAUGAUGACAAAGGAGACAGCUUCGUGGAAGGUUUGGGCACCCAUGCGGAAGUUGUCCCUCUUCCUUCAGUUCUUUGUUAUUCUGAUGGCACCGCCGUUCAUGAAAGCCACGCAAAGAAUGCUUCUUUUUAUGCCAACUCUUCAACUCUGUAUUACCAAAUAGAUAGCCACAUUCCAGGAACUCCAAAUCAGAUCUCUGAGAACUAUUCUGAAAGAGACACUGUCAAAAACGGUACCCUUUCGCUGGUGCCUUACACCAUGACCCCGGAGCAAUUUGUGGACUAUGCCCGACAAGCAGAAGAGGCCUAUGGUGCCUCCCACUACCCAGCUGCCAACCCCUCUGUAAUUGUUUGCUGCUCCUCUUCCGAAAAUGAUAACAGUGUGCCCUGCAAUAGUUUAUAUCCUGAACACAGGUCCAGUCACCCUCAAGUGGAAUUUCACUCAUACUUGAAAGGCCCCUCCCAGGAAGGGUUUGUCUCUACAUUGAAUGGUGACAGUCACAUUUCAGAGCAUCCUGCUGAAACCUCUUUGAGCCUUGCAGAAAAGAGCAUAUUGCACGAAGAGUGCAUCAAGUCACCUGUGGUUGAGACAGUCCCUGUUUAGUAGCUUAAAUUAUUCUAGGACCAACUCUUCUCCUAUUUAAGGCACUGUAUUUAAUUGGAUUUCCUGGGCUCAUCAUUGUUUAAACUGAAGACCAAGAAAACUUGGACGGUGUUUAAUCUUCCAGACUGUAUUUUGUUUUUUCCUUUCUAGCCACUUGACUGUGGCAUUGCACAAAUACAGUCUUCUGUAGGGAUUUUAAAAGACUUCAGACUGUUUUGAUAGAAAAUGCUAAAUUUUAAAAAUGCAUAUCUCACAGUUGCCUACCUGUCAAACUGUGUGAAACCUGCCAAGCUGUGUAGAUCAGAGCUCCAAAUUUUGGAUUAUCGGGCCUGUGCAAGUUUGUUAACUAAGGCUGGGAAAUAAUAAGAUUUAGAAUCCUAAUUUUCGAUAUAUCUGAAGAUAAUGGUGACUUUUUAUUGUAAAAGUAAUUAUUGUCAGAAAAAGAUAUAAUUGUUCAAUGUGUAUUUUAUUUAUGGUAGUUUAGAAGUCACGUUUUGAUGAAAAUGAACAGCCGCAUGUUCAUUCCAGCUGAAGAUACAUAGCUAGUUCCACAGAGCAUGCCCACAUGGAUUGCAUCUGGAAUCCAUUCACAUUUCUGUGAUCAUCACUGAUCAGAUUUGCAAAAUUCUGAAGGGUGAAAUAGGCCUAUUUUUGCUAUUUUGGGCAAAUAAAUGAUUCUAUAUGUGCAGGUCCUUACACAGUUUUCUCUAAAGUUAAGAGUUAGGACAAUCCUCUAGGGAGAGGCUAGUUCACUGCCCUCCCUCAGCUGACUCCAGAGAUGGAGGUAGAAGGAAUUGCCUUUCUUUUUUAAACAGCAUCAUCUUGGUUCUUAGCUUGGACAGCACCUUUAAGCUCUACCCCCUACAUCAAAAUGCACUUUAGUGCCCCUUCACGGUACCUCGUGUGGGGUGGGGACUGAGAACUUUUUGAGAUGAAAAAAU